AUGUACGCGGGCCUCGCCCUCGCGGCCAGCCGGCUGCUCGGCGGCAUCUCGUACUCCAUCCUCUUCACCUCGUUCGAGUCGUGGCUGAUCGCCGAGGCCGAGGCGUGCGAGCUGCCACGCGGCCAGCUCACCCAUAUCUUCGCCGCAUCCUCCUGCGUCUACGCCUUCUCCGCCGUCGUCGCCGGCAUCGCCGGCCACGCCGUCGUCGAGCCGCCGUCACAAUGA
This is a messenger RNA of Emiliania huxleyi CCMP1516, 225 nucleotides long. RefSeq lists its product as hypothetical. The transcript has 2 exons. Gene Ontology annotation, biological process: molybdate ion transport. The coding region runs from base 1 to 225 and encodes 74 amino acids. Gene Ontology annotation, molecular function: molybdate ion transmembrane transporter activity. NCBI's taxonomy places the organism in Eukaryota, Haptophyta, Isochrysidales, Noelaerhabdaceae. Gene Ontology annotation, cellular component: membrane. The record is from RefSeq and is a predicted model, not a curated record.